Molecule: messenger RNA, 2145 nt
Organism: Baudoinia panamericana UAMH 10762
Lineage: Eukaryota; Fungi; Ascomycota; Dothideomycetes; Mycosphaerellales; Teratosphaeriaceae
Exons: 2
Coding region: 1-2145 (714 amino acids)
Biological process (GO): intracellular iron ion homeostasis; transmembrane transport
Cellular component (GO): mitochondrial inner membrane
Molecular function (GO): ATP binding; ABC-type transporter activity; ATP hydrolysis activity
Source: RefSeq, a predicted model, not a curated record
AUGUUGGCGACAAGGCUUUGCCUACGCUCGAGCACACGCGCAUAUACCUUGCCACUGCCAUUUUCUCAUACUGUAGCCUUGCAGAUCAGCCGACAGACACCGGUAUGGCAGAACAAGCGCAUCUUCGCUUCCACGCCCAGACACAGGAAAGACGAUGCGCGGUUACGGACCAUACAAGCCGAGCAGCAGGCCAAACAGCCUGCGAAGGAGAACGUGAAGCCGGAGUCAGUCGAGCGGGAGAAGCCUGCCGAGCCGGAGCCAACGAAGAAUGACCCUCUGCUGGCAGAAGAGUCGCUCUCGAGCAAAGAGCAGCGCAAAGCCGACUGGCGCAUCAUCAAGGAUAUGUCCCAGUACAUCUGGCCCAAGGAUGACUUCGGCACGCGCUUCCGGGUGGGCAUGAGUGUAGUACUUCUCGUUGGCGCAAAGGUCCUUAACGUACAAGUCCCCUUCUACUUCAAGGCCAUCGUCGACGGUAUGAACGUCGACUUCGCCACACUAGGCGGCACAGCCGCAACAGUAGCAGGCGUCUCCAUCUUCGCCUACGGCGCCACACGCAUCGGCGCCACCGUCUUCCAAGAAAUCCGCAACGCCGUCUUCGCCUCCGUCGCGCAAAAGGCCAUCCGUCGCGUCGCCGGCAACGUCUUCUCACACCUCCUCAACCUGGACUUAGCCUUCCACCUCUCCCGCCAAACCGGCGGUCUCUCCCGAGCCAUAGACCGAGGCACGAAAGGGAUCAGCUUUCUGCUAACAAGCAUGGUCUUCCACAUCCUUCCCACCGCUCUCGAGAUCGCUCUCGUCUGCGGGAUCCUGACCUACCAAUUCGGCUGGCAGUUCGCCCUUAUCACCGCCUCAACCAUGGCGGCAUAUACCUGGUUCACCAUCGCCACGACCGCUUGGCGAACUAAAUUCCGCAAGGCUGCUAACGCGGCGGACAACAAAGGUGCAACUGUCGAGCUCGACAGUCUAAUCAAUUACGAGGCGGUCAAGUACUUCAACAAUGAGUCGUACGAAACCAAACGGUACGACACCGCGCUGAAAGCGUACGAGGACGCGAGUAUAAAGGUCGCCACGAGCCUGGCAUACCUUAACAUCGGACAGAACUUCAUCUUCUCCGCCGCGCUGACGGGGAUGAUGUACAUGGCUGCCGAGGGCGUGGCGGCGGGAACACUGACGGUGGGCGAUCUUGUCAUGGUGAACCAGCUCGUCUUUCAGCUAUCCGUGCCCCUCAACUUCCUAGGUUCUGUUUACCGUGAGCUGAGGCAGAGUCUGCUGGAUAUGGAAACACUGUUCAACCUCCAGCGGGUCAAUGUCGCUGUGAAGGAGAAGCCUGACGCCCAACCAUUGCUUCUCAACCGCGGCGGCGAGAUCAAGUUCGAGAAUGUCAGCUUCGCGUAUAACCCUGACCGACCGAUCAUCCGGAAGUUAAGCAUGACGAUUCCGGCGGGACAGAAGGUGGCCAUUGUCGGUCCUUCGGGCUGUGGUAAGAGCACCAUCCUCCGCUUACUCUUCCGUUUCUACGAUGUGCAAGACGGACGCAUUACGAUCGAUGGGCAGGAUAUCCGCGAUCUGAGCUUGCAGAGUCUGAGGAAGAGUAUCGGCGUUGUACCGCAGGACACUCCGUUAUUCAACGAUACGAUCGAGCACAAUAUUCGUUACGGAGACAUUACUGCAAGUCAUGAGCAAGUCAUCGCUGCAGCGAAGAGAGCGCAAGUCCACGAGAUCGUGGAGAAGCUGCCUGAGGGGUACUCCACGCAAGUCGGUGAGCGCGGGAUGAUGAUCUCAGGAGGUGAGAAGCAACGACUGGCUGUCAGCAGGCUGAUACUCAAGGAUCCGCCGUUGCUUUUCUUUGAUGAGGCGACGAGCGCGUUGGAUACGCACACGGAGCAGACGCUGUUGGGAAAUAUCAAUAGCAUAUUGAAGGAGAAGAAGAGGACGUCUGUGUUUGUGGCGCAUAGAUUGAGGACGAUCUACGACAGCGACUUGAUCAUUGUGCUAAAGGAUGGAAAUGUGGCGGAGCAGGGGAGUCAUGAGCAAUUGUUGGAUAGGAAUGGGUUGUACUCUGAGCUGUGGAACGCGCAGGAGAUGCUGUUUACGGAGGAGGAGGUGGAAGGGAAGGUGGCAAAGGGUGGCGCGAACGGCAGAUGA